This is a messenger RNA of Nematolebias whitei (Rio pearlfish), 1097 nucleotides long. It is a transcript of the gene isca2, whose product is annotated as iron-sulfur cluster assembly 2. NCBI's taxonomy places the organism in Eukaryota, Metazoa, Chordata, Actinopteri, Cyprinodontiformes, Rivulidae. The transcript is spliced from 4 exons. The record is from RefSeq and is a predicted model, not a curated record. The coding region runs from base 10 to 570 and encodes 186 amino acids. Gene Ontology annotation, biological process: iron-sulfur cluster assembly. Gene Ontology annotation, molecular function: 2 iron, 2 sulfur cluster binding; 4 iron, 4 sulfur cluster binding; iron ion binding. Gene Ontology annotation, cellular component: mitochondrion.
AAGGGCGGGAUGAAGUUUACUAGCUUGUUUUUAGAGAUAAUGUCAUCGGGUAAAAGUCUGUUAAUAACGGCGUCUUGGUCGAAAAUAUUAUUUGCGAGGACUUUUGCUCUUUUGAACAAGCCCAAUGUGAGCGAACAGAUCCGCCAGCUCCCUCGACACCCCCAAGCCCAUUACACAGCGGGGCUCCGGGGCUUCAGCAGCGCCUCUGUCCAGGAGAAGUCCGGGGGUUCGACUCCCUCUGAGGACAACAAAAUACACUUGACAGAGUCAUGUGUGAAGAGACUAUCAGAAAUCAUGGAGAAAGGCGAGUUCCUGAGAAUACACGUGGAGGGAGGAGGCUGCUCUGGGUUCCAGUACAAGUUUUCUGUAGAUCGGAACAAGAACGAGGAUGACAGAGUGUUCGAGGAGGGAGGAGUGGGCGUUAUCGUGGAUCAGGACAGUCUGGAGUUCGUGAAAGGAGCCACUGUGGACUUCAGUCAGGAGCUGAUUCGCUCCACCUUUCAAGUGCUGAAGAACCCUCAGGCUGAUCAUGGCUGCUCCUGUGGAAGCUCUUUCUCUGUGAAACUAUGAUCAAUACUUUGAUUCAUCAGUUUAGGAGGUGUUUUAAUACAAAUUAUUAUCAUAUAUUCAUAAAUGCUAUUCUUGUUCACCAACAAGAUAAGUGUGAUUGCUAAUUUAAGUCAAAAGCAUUAGAUCAUUCAGGUUAGUCUUGUUCUAAAUUAAUAAUUCUUGUCGUUACAUUCAGACAUGUUGGCACAAUUGCAUGAGUAUUACCCUAAUAUGUCGUAAAUGUGAGAGAUUAAUUGCACUACAGCAAUGAAGAUGUAAGCUUUAAUUAAAAAAAAAAAAAAAACACCCAUCAGCACAUCAAGGUUUAGUUUGUCAAAUAAGAAGCUUCACUGCCCCCCAAACGUUUCAAGUCCUUCAGUUAGUUUGACCUGAUAGUAUGACGUCUUGUCAUAAUGUUUCAUCGGAGUAUUUGAAAUAUUGUCGCCAAAACCCAACCUUAUCUGCAGCUCAGACUGGUAAUCAAACCUGAAUUGAUUUAAAUGUUGCUGCUGCUAAUUUUCCUCAGUAAAACAAUAAAAAUAGAAUGA